AUCAAUAAAGGAAGGUGCCAGGCGAGGGCCGGGCCAGAGGUGGCACGGGCGGGCGACAGGCCCUGGGACACAGGUCCGCGCCCGGUGCUUGUACCACUGGGGGCGCCGUCAUGAGACCCUCGGCCAUCCUCCUGGCUGUGGCUCUGGCCGCCCUCCUGGUUUCCGGGGCCGGGCGGCCUGUGGGCCGGCAGGGCCCCCGGAACAAGCUGCUCCUGGUGUCCUUCGACGGUUUCCGCUGGGACUACGACCAGGACGUGGAGACCCCCUACCUGGACGCCAUGGCUCUGGACGGCGUGAAAGCCCGCUACAUGACCCCGGCCUUCGUCACCAUGACCAGUCCUUGCCACUUCACCCUGGUCACUGGCAAGUACAUUGAGAACCACGGCGUGGUCCACAACAUGUUCUACAACACCACCACCAAGGUGAAGCUGCCCUACCACGCCACGCUGGGCAUCCAGAGGUGGUGGGACAACGGCAGCGUGCCCAUCUGGAUCACGGCCCAGAGGCAGGGCCUGAGGACCGGCUCCUUCUUCUACCCUGGCGGGAACGUCACCUACCAAGGCACGGCCGUGACGCUGAGCCGGAAGGAGGGUGCCCUGCACAACUACAGGAACGAGACAGAGUGGAGAGCCAACAUCGACACCGUGAUGAGGUGGUUCACAGAGGAGGGCCUGGACCUGGUCACGCUCUACUUCGGGGAGCCGGACUCCACGGGCCACAGGUACGGCCCCGACUCCCAGCAGAGGAGGGACAUGGUGAUGCAGGUGGACAGGACGGUGGGCUACCUCCGGGACAGCAUCGGGCGCAGCGGCCUGGAGGGCAGCCUCAACCUCAUUGUCACGUCCGACCACGGCAUGAACACCGUCAACAAGAAGGCCAGCGACCUGGUGGAGCUGCACAAGUUCCCCAACUUCACCUUCAAGGACAUCGAGUUCGAGCUGCUGGACUACGGCCCCAACGGGAUGCUGCUCCCCAAGGAGGGGAGGCUGGAGGCCGUCUACGGGGCCCUCAAGGACGCCCACCCCAGACUGCACGUCUACAAGAAGGAGUCCUUCCCUAAGUCCUUCCACUACGCCAACAACCCCAGGGUCACGCCCCUGCUCAUGUACAGCGACCCCGGCUACGUCAUCCACGGGAGAGUGAACGUGCAGUUCAACAACGGGGAGCACGGCUUCGACAACGGGGACAUGGACAUGAAGACCAUCUUCCGCGCCGUGGGCCCCAGCUUCAGGAAGGGCCUGCAGGUGGAGCCCUUCGAGAGCGUCCACGUGUACGAGCUGCUGUGCAGGCUGCUGGACAUCGUGCCCGAGGCCAACGAUGGGGUCCUCAGUACCCUGCUGCCCACGCUCACGCCCGAGGCCGCCAGCACCCCGUCACCCACACCCCAGGCAGGAACAUCGGGAGUCCCUAGCACGCUCUCCGCGCCUGGAACCACGCAGAGCACGUCGUGUGUUACCAGUGCAGGAGGGAGAACAGGCCCUGCCCUCCUGCCUGGGGGCUGCCCCGCCCUGACAGCGGGGAUGCUGCUGGCCGCAGUGCUUCUGGCCAAGGUCGCAUAACACCCCAGUGCUCAAGGGUGAAGAAGGGACAGAGCACAGACACAAGGGACCUUUCAGGGCUGGACGGGGAAGACGGAGCCCCUUACUGAGAUGCAAGGAGGUCGGGGCCGGGGCGGCACAGCUGGAGAGGAGUUGGGUCACCGAGCUGCUCACUGCCCACCAUGCCCCAGCUGCCAAAGUCCCUACCUCCUCCCAGACCCACCCUUGAGCCCCGCCCUCUGCCCAGCCCAACCCGCAGUGGCUCUUCCAGGCCCACCAGGAAGCAUCAGAAGCUGCCUGUGAAACCCUGAGCCUGCCCUCCCGCUGUGAUAGACUGGACACCAGGGACCUUGUCCUCCAGCGACCAGGGACAGCGCUUGGCCCGCUGCCUCAGUGACCCCACAGCCCCAGCCCAUGCUCGGUCACCACUGUGCUGGCGGUGCAGCCGAGUUUGGGUUCUGCAAACACACACCUACCCCCUCAAGCAUCCUUCCAGCCCUGCCCCGCCCUCUCCCCCUGCGGGAGGGUCCAGUGCUGGUGCCCUGCCCUCCUACCAGGGCCUCCAGUCUGGGAGGGGGGCCAGGGCAGGCAGGGGGCAGGCUUUGCCCCUCGAGCUCUGGCCGGGAAGCACGCUGACGGGAAUAAAGGACAAGCCUUGUGGUCAUGAAGCCACCCUGGCCACCGUGGGUGCCACUCUCUCUAAAUCCUGCCGGCUUCCUUCAGUCUCACCCGGUGGCCCCAGUGUAUAAUAAACACCCGAUUGCUUAG
Messenger RNA from Artibeus jamaicensis (Jamaican fruit-eating bat), 2306 nucleotides. It is a transcript of the gene ENPP7, whose product is annotated as ectonucleotide pyrophosphatase/phosphodiesterase 7. The record is from RefSeq and is a predicted model, not a curated record. Bases 111 to 1559 code for a protein of 482 amino acids. Lineage: Eukaryota; Metazoa; Chordata; Mammalia; Chiroptera; Phyllostomidae. The transcript has 8 exons.